CCCCCAUCGUGAUCCAUCUGAUAAGCCUGCCACGGCAUAGCAUCAGUUCAUCCCAGACGCAAGCGCCAAGCUCAUCUGCCACCCGAAGCAGUUGGUGGCAGUAGCACUCCACGGCAGUCUCACAGUCACACGCGGCCCCCUCCGCUCCUUCCCUCCCUCUCCGCCGGCGCGGCGCCAAGCCCCGAGGCGGAACCGGAGGACAGCAUGGCGCGGCGCGCGGCAGCGGCGGCGAGGCUUCUCCGCCGUCUGGGCCCGCUCGCCGCAGAGCCCCCGACGCGAGGCAUGCCUCAUACUCAAUAUGAAUUCGCAAACCACACUAUGAAUUCUUGUAGAAGAUUUCACUGGAUUCCCAGUUUACAGUGUCCACCGUGUGGACCUAGGACUAAUGCGGAAACAUAUGAAGGCCAACGCAGUGCUAACAAGGCUUCUGAAGUUCAGAAGCGCACAUUUGGUUCUGCAGCAACACACAUUCAGAGGAAUCCAGCCUAUUCAGAGCUGAACUCUGAUGAUGUUUCUUACUUCAAGACCAUCUUGGGUAACAAUGGCGUAGUUCAGGAUGAAGACAGGAUUGCAGUUGCAAAUGUAGACUGGAUGGGUAAAUACAGGGGUGCAAGUCAGCUACUACUUUUACCAAAAAGCACUGUAGAGGUUUCUAAGAUUCUUUCGUAUUGCAACACCAGACGAUUGGCUGUGGUUCCACAGGGUGGCAACACAGGCCUUGUUGGUGGCAGUGUGCCUGUUUAUGAUGAGGUGAUUAUCAGCCUCGCAGGCAUGGACAAAAUCAUUUCCUUUGAUAAUGUAAAUGGUAUUCUUACUUGUGAAGCCGGUUGUGUGUUGGAAAAUUUAAGUACCUUUGUGGAAAAGGAAGGGUUUAUUAUGCCACUUGACUUGGGAGCAAAGGGUAGCUGCCACAUUGGUGGAAACAUUUCAACUAAUGCUGGUGGUCUUCGUUUCAUACGCUAUGGUUCACUCCAUGGAAAUGUACUUGGUCUUGAAGUUGUCCUGGCUGAUGGGACUGUCCUUGAUAUGCUAACUACCUUACGGAAAGACAAUACUGGGUACGAUCUGAAGCACUUAUUUAUUGGAAGUGAAGGCUCGCUAGGAGUGGUCACUAAAAUUUCAGUACUUACACCUGCAAAGCUACCUUCAACUAAUGUUGCAUUUCUUUCUUGCAAUGACUACACAAGCUGCCAGAAAUUACUACUUGCAGCUAGGAGGAACUUGGGUGAGAUCUUGUCUGCAUUUGAAUUCAUGGAUCAUAACUGUAUUGAUCUGGCUAUGCGACAUUUGGAAGGAGUUCAAAAUCCUUUACCUGCAUCACAGUCCAAAUUUUAUGUUCUAAUCGAGACAACAGGGAGUGAUGAAUCGUAUGACAAAACAAAACUGGAAGCUUUUUUGUUGAGUUCAAUGGAAAAUGGUCUGGUAGCUGAUGGAGUUAUAGCGCAGGAUAUCAGCCAAGCAUCAAACUUUUGGCGGAUCCGUGAGGGUAUAUCAGAAGCAUCUGUGAAAGUUGGGGCUGUGUACAAAUAUGACUUGUCCAUACCUGUAGAGAAGCUCUAUGAUAUUGUUGAAGAAAUGCGCUGCCGUCUUGGUAAUAACGCAGAGGUAUUGGGCUAUGGCCACCUUGGAGAUGGGAAUCUGCAUUUGAACAUCCUAUCAAGCAAAUACGACGACAAUACUCUUGCACAAAUCGAACCAUUUGUCUAUGAGUGGACUUCAGCACAAAGAGGAAGCAUCAGUGCAGAGCAUGGUUUGGGGCUAAUGAAAGCCGAGAAGAUUCACUACAGUAAAGCACCUGAAGCGGUGCAACUAAUGGCCUCCAUCAAGAAGUUGCUGGACUCCAAUUCAAUCCUGAACCCCUACAAGGUUCUGCCACAGUCUGUACUGUAGGCUAUAGCUGAAGUUACUCAGUUGUCCUGUAGUUGAAUCAUCCAAAAAGAAAGAAAGAAAGGAAUCGAGUUACUUGCAAACUGAUAUUUUCUCACCCAACUUAUGAUACUAAUCGAUUUAUGUAAAACCCCACUGAUUCCGACACCCACAGGUUAAAACCCUGUAGGUCUGUAACUCACUCAGCUUGUGGCUGAGCAGAGCUGCUUGAGUGAGCAGAGCAGAGGCAAAGUGAAUAGUUGAUGGUCA
Molecule: messenger RNA, 2136 nt
Organism: Setaria italica (foxtail millet)
Lineage: Eukaryota; Viridiplantae; Streptophyta; Magnoliopsida; Poales; Poaceae
Product: probable D-2-hydroxyglutarate dehydrogenase, mitochondrial
Exons: 15
Coding region: 205-1890 (561 amino acids)
Cellular component (GO): mitochondrion
Molecular function (GO): catalytic activity; FAD binding
Source: RefSeq, a predicted model, not a curated record